Messenger RNA from Nymphaea colorata (pocket water lily), 2506 nucleotides. RefSeq names its product dnaJ protein ERDJ2. Bases 279 to 2336 code for a protein of 685 amino acids. Gene Ontology annotation, cellular component: Sec62/Sec63 complex. Gene Ontology annotation, molecular function: RNA binding; transmembrane protein transporter activity. NCBI's taxonomy places the organism in Eukaryota, Viridiplantae, Streptophyta, Magnoliopsida, Nymphaeales, Nymphaeaceae. The record is from RefSeq and is a predicted model, not a curated record. Gene Ontology annotation, biological process: post-translational protein targeting to endoplasmic reticulum membrane; SRP-dependent cotranslational protein targeting to membrane. The transcript is spliced from 11 exons.
UCCGCUAGGGGAGGUAGCAGGCCGGAUGUGCAUAUCGUUCUGAAACGGGGAAGGAAGGAAGGCCGCCACUCUGCUCCUCUCUUCCUUACCUCUAUAUUGAGCAGAAGGAGGGAGAGAGCGUCUGGCAAGAGUAAGGAGUGGGGAAGGAAGAAGAAAUUCUCAAGUUUGGUGUCCUUCUCGUUGUUGGUGGUGCGAAAUCAGAGCGUUUUCUUCCGAUCCUUUUGGUCCCUACGCGCAGAUCCAGGUUAAGGCAUAUCUGGUUAGAAAGAGUAGCAAAGAUGGUGGCUGCGGAGGAAACCGGUACGCUGUUUCCAAUAUUUAUCCUGGCGAUCAUGGCUCUGUUUUUAGUGCCCUACACGAUUCAUAGGGUUACUCGCGCUCUGUCCAAGAAGGAAAAGACAAUACACUGCCAAUGCUCCACUUGUUUACAUUCCGGGAAGUACCGCAAGUCCAUAUUUAAGCGGAUCUAUAAUUUUUCAACGUGUAGCAACUUGACUGUCGUCCUGCUAUGGGUUUUCAUGGCGUUCCUUGUCUAUUAUGUUAAGCACAUAAGUCGUGAGGUUCAACCUUUUGAGCCAUUUGGUAUUCUUGGACUAAAGGCGGGAAGCACCGAUGCUGAGAUAAAGAAGGCAUACAGGAAACUUUCUAUUCAAUACCACCCUGAUAAAAAUCCAGAUCCAGAGGCUCACAAAUAUUUUGUCGAGUAUAUAUCCAAGGCAUAUCAGGCUCUGACAGACCCAGUCUCUAGAGAAAACUUUGAGAAAUAUGGACAUCCAGAUGGCAGACAGGGGCUUCAAAUGGGAAUAGCACUUCCUCAGUUUUUAUUAAGUAUUGAAGGAACAUCAGGUGGAAUACUUUUGCUUGGGAUUGUUGGAGUAUGCAUACUGCUGCCUCUGGUGAUAGCUGUCAUAUAUCUCUCGAGAUCAUCCAAAUACACUGGGAACUAUGUCAUGCAUCAGACCUUGUAUGCAUAUUAUCACUUCAUGAAACCUUCCCUAGCACCAAGUAAGGUGAUGGAGGUCUUUAUAAAGGCAGCAGAAUACAUGGAAAUGCCAGUUCGAAGGAGUGACACAGAGCCCCUUCAGAAGCUGUUUAUGGUUGUUCGUAGUGAGUUAGGUUUAGAUACUAAGAACAUCAGGCAAGAGCAGGCAAAGUUUUGGAAAAGGCAUCCAGCUUUAGUGAAGACAGAACUGCUGCUUCUGGCCCAGUUAACACGUGAAUCAGUUUCUAUUCCCAUUACAUUGCAGGGCGAUUUCAAGCAUGUGAUUGAACUUGCACCUCGCCUUCUUGAAGAACUAAUGAAGAUGGCUAUAAUAAGGCGCAGCCCUGGGGGAUAUGGGUGGCUAAGACCUGCAAUUGGGGUGCUUGAACUAUCCCAAAGUAUAAUUCAGGCUGUUCCUCUCAGUGCAAGAAAACCAGUUGGAGCAUUUGCAGAGGGCAAUGCUCCCUUUCUGCAGCUGCCACAUUUCAGUGAAUCAGUCAUUAAAAAAAUCAGUCGAAAAAAGAUCCGAUCAUUCCAGGAGCUACAAGAUAUGUCACCACAAGAGUGUGCUGAGCUGUUGACGCAGACUGCUGGAUUCUCUGAUGAAGAAACCCAAGAUGUGCAGGCUGUUCUCAAUAUGAUGCCAUCACUAACCAUUGACAUCACAUGUGUGACAGAAGGUGAAGAAGGUGGUAUACAGGAGGGUGAUAUUGUGACUAUGCAUGCAUGGAUUUCCCUCAAACGAGGGAAUGGCUUAACUGCUGCACUCCCUCACUGCCCAUAUUUCCCAUUCCAUAAGGAUGAGAACUAUUGGUUGUUCCUUGCGGAUUCUGGCUCAAAUGAUUUGUGGAUUUCCCAAAAGGUGAGUUUCAUGGAUGAGACAACUGCCAUAGCUACUGCAUCAAGUGCCAUAGAGGAGUCAAAAGAAGGAGCAGGUGCAAACAGGAGGGAGAUACGGCUAGCCGUAAGGGAAGCUGUUGAGAAAGUGAAAAGCGGUUCAAGGUUUGUGAUGGGCCAGUUUCAGGCACCUGCUGAAGGAACUUACAACCUGACAGCCUACUGCAUAUGUGAUUCUUGGAUUGGGUGUGAUAAGAAAACAAAUAUUAAGUUGAAGGUGUUGAAGCGGAAGCACUCUGGGCCAAAGGUUGGUGCAGUGGUUGAAGAGGGAGCUGCUGUUGAAGACGGGGCAGAGGAAGAAGAAGUAGUGGAUGAAGGAUAUGAUGAUUAUGAAAGUGAGUAUAGUGAUGAUGAUGGAGAGGAACAAUCUAGAAAGGGAAACGAUAAACUACAGAAUGGCGAUGCACAAGGAAACAGUGGUUCAAGCUCUGAAGGUUCUGUAACGGACGAAGAGUGAGCCAUUCUUUUUACUGAGCCUAGUCAUACAAUAGUCAUCUUUUGCUUCUUAUUUUUUUCACAUUUUGAGUUAGUAUUUUAUCCUCUCUUUUUAGCUUAAAUGUAACACUAUACAGUCGAAUUUUACAUUACCUAAUAAAACUGAUCAUACGAUAGCUGCAGAUUUAAUUC